AUGCAACACCACAACGAGAGUGGAGGGGACUGGACGGAGAGACUGAAUGACCACAGCCCCACUGCCGGAGAAGAGAUGCUGUCCCUGUGGAUUAUUUUCCUCCUCGGCUCCGGCGUCUGCGCCAGGAAGCAGCACGCGGACACUGACGGUGAUGAUGAGUCGUGGCCGGAGAGCGUUUCCCGGGCGAGGUGCGCGUCGCGGUGCCUCAGCCUGCAUAGCGUGGCCGCGCUGACCACAUCGCAGCAGAAUAAUGGAUCAUUGGGCUGGUGUCAGAAUCAUAAACAGUGUGCAAAGUGCCUGGAGCCCUGCAAAGAAUCCUGGGAGAUGAAGAGGAAAAGCAACUGCAGAGAGAUGUGUGAGCGGGUGUUUCCCAAGAAGCACUGGGAGUGCGUGACCAGCUGUGAGUUCCUCCAGUCGGUGCAGGUGAUGAAGCAGGGCAGCUGCCCGCCUCCAGAGCGAGCCAGUGGCUUCGCGGCUGCAUGUGUAGAGAGCUGCGACCACGACCGGGAGUGCUCGGCUCAGAAGAAGUGCUGCUCCAAUGGCUGUGGCCACACCUGCCAGUCUCCCAAAGAUCUCUACAAGGGUGCUCCUCUGAAGCCAAGGAAGGAGCUGGGCUUUGAGGAGCUCUCCUCCGGUCUGCUGGAGGUGCGCUGGUCGUCCCGCUUCAACAUUUCAGCCGACCCCGUGGUCUACGUCCUGCAGAGGAGGUGGAACUUUGGCAUCCAGCCCAGCGAGGACGCCGCCACCUCCUGGCAGGUGGUUGCACAGACCACGGAACAGGGAGCAAGGCUGUCCGACACCCGGCCCGGACGCUGGUACCAGUUCAGAGUCGCGGCUGUCAACACACACGGGACCAGGGGUUUCACCACGCCCAGCAGGCACAUCCAUUCCAGCAGAGACCCCUCCAGUCCUCCGGCUCCCACCGAGCUCCGAGUGGCCAACAUGAGCUUUGGCCCCGGCAGGGCGGUGUCUGCCAGGCUCCAGUGGAGUGUGCCCGAUGACCUGGAUGUCCCCAUCCACCACUACAAGGUCAGCUGGAGCUGGACUGGAGUUGGACAGUCCUCAGCUUCGUCCCUGACUAAGAGGAGGAAGACAGUGAGAGCGAGCCAGGUGGAGCUGGACAGCAUGCGGUCUAACAGGAGCUACAGCGUGGAGGUCCAGGCUGUGUCCUACUGGGGACAAACACAGCUCAAAGGGCCCCGAGCCGUCCUGCACUUCACCACGCAGCGCGGUACGUCUCUCUGCACAAUCACACUGCAGACUUUGGUCUUUAAAACAGCUGCAAGUUCAACCGCCGGUUCAGCUCCCAGCAAACCUGCAGGCGACACUCUGGACGUGGGGACGCCAUUCUACCAGGACGGACAACUCCGGGUUCAUGUCUACUGGCAGAGCAGCACCGAUCCUUCGGUAGAAUUCUACAGAAUCCAAUGGGGACCAGAGUACUGUGCGCACAACCAGACCAGACCCCUGGAGAAGACGAGCACACAGGAGAGCUUUGUGAGCCUGCAGGGUUUGCUCUUCGCCUGUAAGUAUAAAGUCCUCCUGCAGCCGGUCAGCAAAAGGGGUCGUCCUCUGGCAGAAAGCACCAGCUUCUUCACUCCCUCCUGUGCCGCCAUCCAGAACAAAAGUCCAAAAGCUAUCACCUGUCCUGGAGAAACAGCAGUGUCCCCUCAGAAGGUCCUGGUGAAGGCAGCCAACCUGACGGCGUCCUUCGAGGUCCUGGGAGGAAACGUGACGGCCAUCUUCAGCUGGGAUUUGUCUAGGGUCCCGCUCCACCCGCAGCUGACUGGUUACCAGGUGACCUGGGCCGAGGUCAUCCCUACUAACCGCCACAACAACAAUAACAACAAGUUGCCCCACAGCCUCAUCUCCCAGUCCCAGAUUCUCCCCCCGGAUGGUAAUGUGCUGGUGGUGUCAGGCCUGCACCCUGCCAGUCUGUACAGGCUGGAGGUCCAGGCCAUCACAGCAGAGGGUGAAGGUCCUGCAACCAGCCGGACCUUCCAGACUCCUGGAUACCAAAGUGCCACAAAGCACAGAUCCAAGCUGAGGAAGCAUCACCACAAGCAGCCAAUCAUGGAGAGGCACUGAACCCAGACAGCCAACCAGCCUGCAUGAACCAAGUCCCCCAACCUCAGGAUAAUCAAUAAUCCACAGCAUCACCAGCUUCAUGGUCCAGAUCAAUUCUCCAUCACAACCAAUGUUAAAGCUGCUACACAUACUGAUGUCAAUGAAACCAUCACUGAC
Molecule: messenger RNA, 2244 nt
Organism: Seriola dumerili (greater amberjack)
Lineage: Eukaryota; Metazoa; Chordata; Actinopteri; Carangiformes; Carangidae
Gene: anos1a
Product: anosmin-1-like
Exons: 15
Coding region: 1-2088 (695 amino acids)
Biological process (GO): neuron differentiation
Cellular component (GO): cell surface; extracellular region
Molecular function (GO): peptidase inhibitor activity; protein binding
Source: RefSeq, a predicted model, not a curated record